UAACGAUUGUCCUACUGACGAUCCUCGGAAAAAGGCCAGUGGCAACCACCCAAAAGAAAAAAUAUCCAACCAUCAAAAACAUGCCAAGUCGUUUCAAAAAAUUCUAUUUUUUUUUCUGAUUAUUUUUGUUGUUGUACGAUUCCCCAUUCGUUUUUAACGUGCGCGUGAACUUGUGUUCGGAUAAAAUAAGUUGGAAUAACCUAGCAUUUAUUAUCUACUUUUUCUUUGAUAUAUUCAUCUCAUUCACCCUCGUUGACGAUGACGGACAAUGCAGUCUCAACCGCUGUCAAGUCUACCGUGAUGACCUCAAUCCCUGAUCCGACCGUUGUCAAUGAGCACCGUGUUGUCAAUGAUCUGUCAUCGCAACCCAUUCCCCCCGCAGUAUUCAGGAACCGGUCAUAUAACAAGAGAGCCACCCCGCUGGAAGAGAGUUUAGACGAGGAAGAAGAAACGGAAGCGGACGGAGACGAAGAGGAGGAAGAAGGGUUCGAAACAGAAGAGGACGAAACCUCGAACCAGCAACCCACCGAUAUGUACGACUAUGAAUUGGAGGAUGAAUUGGAUGACAAUAACAACGAAGGAGGGACGGAAGAGGACGAGAUCGAUCGUUUCUUAUCUCGGGAUAUGGAUGAAGAUAUGCUUGCAUCCGAUAUGACCGAGCCAUUCAUGGUGAACCAAGGCGAAAAUCAAUGGAUAGACGAAUUAAACGAUGAGGACCCACAGAAUGACAGCAAAUUAAAUGAUAUUUCGGACCGAAUGGCGGCCGAAUGGACUUCCACUGAUGAAUGGAAUGAGGAACAAGAAGAAAACCAAAGUGAUGUGAAAGAUGCCGUUCCAAAGGACGAAGCCGACGAAAUAUCACCUCAACAAAAUAAUAAUAAUAACAACAACAACUUGCACCAGAAUGAUGAUACCCCAAAUCAAGAUACCACCGUAAAUAUAAAGCAGCAAAAAACCAGCAUUGAAAUUGAAGAAGAAGCAGCGAUUCGAAGUCUGCAUGAAGAAAUUGCAGACGCUUUAAAUCGGGCCUUACUCAAAGGCAAUAGACCAUGGUUAGAAAUGCAAGAGAAUACUCCCGCAAAGGUCAUUCACGAACAUGAUAACGCAAAUAUGCUCACUGGAUCCAAGACGCAAGGCACAAAAACAUACCAUGGUCUCAUAUUUUGGAUCGUGCUGGUGGCGGUGUGUUUCGGCGUGUGGCGAUUCAAGGUACGACCUUCUCAUUUGCCUCCCCCCCCCCCUAAGCCAGCCCAGAAAAUUCUGUUGUCUUUUAUUGUACCCUUUGCAAAUUUGACUGGAUCAUUCCUUUUUGUUUUACUCGAUGCGUUGGAAGCUAGGGACAAACGUGUUGACAUUCAAAGACAUGUCUCUAUUUUUAUUUCUUGCAAUGACAUCCGUUGAUCGUUCUUUUUUUUUUUUCUAGUCUCGACGUUUGGAAAAAGGCCCUUCAUUACCCGUAACCCGUCAAGAACAUCAUUAUCGUAAAAAGAGCCUGGAUUAAUCGCGGAUCCACGACAAGAGUUGGUGAAUCCACAUCCUUGUAUCGUUUGUCGUGUUGUGGCCCUUUUUUUUCCC
Messenger RNA from Radiomyces spectabilis, 1575 nucleotides. RefSeq lists its product as uncharacterized. The transcript is spliced from 3 exons. The record is from RefSeq and is a predicted model, not a curated record. NCBI's taxonomy places the organism in Eukaryota, Fungi, Mucoromycota, Mucoromycetes, Mucorales, Radiomycetaceae. Bases 259 to 1401 code for a protein of 380 amino acids.